This is a messenger RNA of Hordeum vulgare subsp. vulgare (domesticated barley), 2043 nucleotides long. RefSeq names its product sulfite exporter TauE/SafE family protein 4. Gene Ontology annotation, cellular component: membrane; Cul4A-RING E3 ubiquitin ligase complex. Gene Ontology annotation, biological process: protein ubiquitination. NCBI's taxonomy places the organism in Eukaryota, Viridiplantae, Streptophyta, Magnoliopsida, Poales, Poaceae. The record is from RefSeq and is a predicted model, not a curated record. Bases 113 to 1537 code for a protein of 474 amino acids. The transcript has 12 exons.
UUCCCCCCCUCCCUCCCCCCGCCCGCCGUGCUGCUACCCGCAGUCGCGCACCGAUCUGCUUCGCCGCGCCAGUCUAGCCGUCGCCGCUCCCUCCCUCUCUCUGCCUGCCUGCAUGGCGUCCACGCCGGCGGGCAUCUACGGCAGGCUGAACAGGACGAGCACGCGGGCCUUCCUCGCAUACUUCGCCGGCGGAGCCGCCUGCGCCGCCGCCCUCGCCUGCUUCGUCGUCGUCGCCUCCACCGCCGCGCCCAAUGGCGCGCCCCGCCUCUCCUCCCGCUCCGCUCGCGUCUGGCCCGACCUCGAGUUCAACUGGCGGCUCGUGGUGGCCACCGUCGUCGGCUUCCUCGGCUCCGCGUUCGGCACCGUCGGCGGCGUCGGCGGCGGCGGCAUCUUCGUGCCCCUCCUCAACCUCGUCCUCGGCUUCGACACCAAGUCCGCCGCCGCGCUCUCCAAAUGCAUGAUCAUGGGGGCGUCGGCGUCGUCGGUCUGGUACAACCUGCAGGUGUCGCACCCGACCAAGGAGGCGCCGGUGCUCGACUACAAGCUCGCGCUGCUCUUCCAGCCCAUGCUCAUGCUCGGGAUCACCAUCGGCGUCGAGCUCAGCGUCGUCUUCCCCUACUGGCUCAUCACCGUCCUCAUCAUCAUCCUCUUCGUAGGAACCUCCUCGCGGUCCUUCUACAAAGGCAUCCUCAUGUGGAGGGAGGAGACAAGGAUCCUGAUGGAGACACGGGAGCGAGAAACCCAGUCCAAGUCUUCUGGUGCCAGUGCUACCAACGAUGUGGUUCUUGACCCGAGUUAUGCAGAGCCUCUCCUGCCCCAGUCUAAGCCCACGCAGAAGUCUGGCCUGGAGACUUUGAUGUUCAACUUGAGGUGGAAGCAUAUCCUAGUGCUACUGGCUGUUUGGUCAUCUUUCUUGGUGCUGCAGAUACUGAAGAAUAACUCCAAAACAUGCAGCACUUUCUACUGGGUGAUCAAUAUUUUCCAGAUCCCAGCUGCAGUAAGUGUAUUCGUGUGGAAAGCGGUUCAGCUGUGCAGGGAGAGCCGUGCUAGACGCAUGAAUGGUAACCUGGAGUGUGUCUGUGAGGCCAAUAUCGAGUGGUCACCAACACAGCUCAUCUUCUGCGCCUUCUGCGGCCUCCUGGGCGGUACAGUUGGUGGUCUUCUCGGCUCUGGAGGCGGUUUCAUCCUCGGCCCACUACUUCUUGAGUUAGGGUGCAUCCCUCAGGUUGCAAGUGCCACAGCAACGUUUGUGAUGAUGUUCUCCUCGUCUCUGUCCGUGGUCGAAUUCUACUUUCUAGGAAGGUUCCCAAUCCCUUAUGCUCUCUACUUGAUCUUCAUCUCCAUAUUGGCUGGAUUCUGGGGCCAGUGCUUGGUCCGGAAGAUCGUGCUUGUGCUCAAGAGAGCGUCGCUGAUCGUCUUCAUCCUCUCCUCCGUCAUCUUCGCCAGUGCUCUUACCAUGGGUGUUGUCGGGACGGAGAAGAGCAUCUCGAUGAUCAACAAGCACGAAUACAUGGGGUUCCUCAGCUUCUGCGGGUAAACCAACCAAGCAGACGACCACAACAUCGGGGGAGAGAACCCAGGCCAAUACCUAAUUGACCUCGCCUCUCCCCACUCCGUUCAAGUUCAGUUCAAGGAUACAAAAAUAAAGAAGCCGCGGCGUCUGCCCCUCGCCUUGUUAGCUCCUCGCUAACCUGCAAGCACACGCCCGGCGAAGGAACCGUAGCAGUAGUAGUAGUGGUAGCAUCAUUCAUGCGCGCGUUAGCUCCUGGCUGGCUAGCCCGCAAUUGGUCUUGUGGCGUCUGUGUCGUGUCGUGUGUGUGCCGGAUGUUUUUUGUCAUGGGCGGGUUAGCUCGGUCCUGGCUGGCCUGCCGGGAAGAAUUCGUCGCACGGGUUACGUCGAUUCAUUCGCGUGAUGGUUAGCUAGCUCCAUUUGCUAGCUAGCUUACCGUGCAAACGUGGAUUUGUAUUGGGUGCUGUAAAUAUAUCAGCCUGCCAGCCAAAUUGGCUGCUUGCUGCACUGUCAGUAUAGCUUGCUGUUCAUCA